CUUUCGACGACUCUGCAAGCUUGUGCACAAACUCGAGCGUGUUGAAAGUCUUCACUCGAAACGCGUGUGCGUCGGUCUACUGCAUUCUACAUGCUAUUUUUCAGGUCGCCGAAAUUAUAUCUGUGAAUGUGAUGAAGAAACGAUCCCGAAAAUAAAUGCUACAGAGGCCACGAAAAAUCGGAUCCCCACUACAGAUGCGCAUCGCUGUCGGUUUCUUGAUCUACUUAAGAUCCAAUCUGCAUCGCUCCUUUAUCAGUCUCGGUUUAUUGUUCCGAAUUAAACAAGCAUGUUGUUUGUAUUUCGCCCACGGAUGUUGAGGAUCAACCUGGUUUCGACUAUUCGAAGAUGGCUGCAAAGGACUUCUGGGUCUGGAAGAGUUCAUGUAGUUUGUCAUGCUUGUCUGGCAUGACUCUUAAAUCUGUCACGCACGUUACCCAAGAGCUCCGCUUUUCUGUGAUGCAGAGCCGCAGUUUGUCAUGCAGAAUAGGCAACACCUAGGAGCUCAGAAACUUGUCAUGCUGAGCCACUAUUUGUAGCCUCAUGAUGAGACGCCACCCAGCAUCACAAGUUUCCAGACCCAGACAUUUUUACUUUUGAUAUGGAUUUUUUGCCACCUAAAUGGAAACGAUCCACCGGGGCCGCGGCCGGACGUUCAUCGCAACAACAUGCACUCAUUGCUUACAGCAUGACCUUCCUGCAUGGCAGAGC
This is a messenger RNA of Amoebophrya sp. A120, 708 nucleotides long. The record is from the annotation of a GenBank genome assembly. NCBI's taxonomy places the organism in Eukaryota, Dinophyceae, Syndiniales, Amoebophryaceae.